GCAAACACCCCUGCGCAGUGAUCCCCACCCCACUCCUCAACUCUGCAACCCUCCAGCUCCAAACCAGUUCCUCAGUAUCCCGCCACUUAGUAACGGGACGCCAUCAGUGUAAUGUGACGCCCCCGUGAAAGGGCUCUGAGGCGUCGUCCGGUCGCGUUAAACGUCUCCAUACAAUAACAGGCAGUCAAAAUUAAAAACUAUACGAACAGGCAAGAAUAAGACAGUUUAGUGUAAUCGAGUCAGUUGAAACGAAUGAAGAAGAAGAAUUUAUAUAAAUCGUUUCAAAUAUUUUGAUUUGUGUCACUUUUUCAGUAACAAUAUUCGGAAGACUCGUGACGUAACAGAGCAAAGUCUAAACGUAGAAAGAAAUUACUUCAGUAAUAAGAUACGACAAAUUUCUUGUUAUGGCUAACAAAGCCAAGUGACAUACCUCUUAAAAUAUAACUAAAAAAAAUGAAAGAAACAUAACAAAACUUCAGGUGAAAGUGAAACGGGAAUUAAAAAGGAAAUUGAAAAUUAUAUUUAUUUUAAAAACGUAAAAAGAAAAGUUCAUAAGUGUGAUGUCAUAUAUUCACGUAAAAUUGUUACAGGAAUCUAUAAUAGCAGAGAACUUUUAAUUUUCUUGGUAUUCAAGCCGAGAUUUGUUUUAGAAUUACUCUUAAGUGUUAUUUUCUUCACGUCAUAAACGCACAUUGCGUAGAGCGGAGAAUAAUAAUGACAUAUAUUAGCAUUAUAUCGUCAUGAAUUUUAUAAAUGUGAGAGUUUUACUAUCCUUAAAAUGGAUAUAAACCAGACUUGGAUACGAAUUUCGAACACACAGUGAGGUAUGUGAUUAAAAAUAAUAUAUUUCAGUCCACAAAACCGUCCAAAAAGAAAAACUUAAGAAAUAACUUAUUCUUGUAAAUUAUAGAGUCGUGAAUUGUCGUGGUACUAGAAGCCAUGUCGGUAGCUUAGCAACACGAAGCGAUGUAACAUUUCUUUCGGACUACAUCUUUUUCAUGAGUGAAUAAGUGAAGUAAGAAAUCGCUUGCAUAUGGAAUCGAACCAAAGCCAAUGUAGAAUGCAACCAAGCGUCUGGUUCCUCAUGGGGACGCUUGUACUCACUAGCGUCGCGACGGCGAUGUUAUGUGGCGCUAUUAUGACCGAUCACUGGGAACACGUGACCUGGGACCGCAGUAAACUGGACGACAUUGCAGCGAGGCAGAAGAACGCAAGUCAUGUGAGAUGGGUCCUGGAGUGGAUCUUGGAUGGGCAGGUCGGUAGGAUUGUUUACACGAACGAGGAGGGCCUGAGGAAAGUCCCUAGCAGGAAGAAGCCGGUGAAGACCGCGGUCACCAGUGUGACGCCUCGCAGUGAGGAAACUGACGACGAGGCGGCCGUAUUCCUUAUUCCGAUGCAUGGAGGAAUAUGGACACUGUGUGUGUCCCUCACUGAGGAACAGAUAAGGCUCCUGCUGAGAGCCGGGUUCACUCGGACACGGUGCCACAAUUAUCUGGACACGGACAUUACCAGGGGCGAGGAGGCAAGGACAGUCUGGCAACAUCGUAAGUAGCCUGUCUGUCGCACGGAUUGUUUAGCCAAGUGAACAUCUCUGGCUGGAAGUGUCGAUGAUCAUGGAGCCCUCUGGCGCCGUUCGAAAUGAAGACGAC
This is a messenger RNA of Zootermopsis nevadensis, 1649 nucleotides long. Lineage: Eukaryota; Metazoa; Arthropoda; Insecta; Blattodea; Termopsidae. The record is from RefSeq and is a predicted model, not a curated record.